AUGGCCCUGCAGCCCAGCUAUACUGGCUGUUGUCACUUGUCACCUGUAACUCUAAGGUUGCCAUCAUCUAACACUCAUACCAGCAGCUCACCACUGCUGAGUCCAGCUCUAAGUGAUGCAGAAAGUUCCAGAACUGAUGAAGAGGAAUCGGAGCAAAAGAUGGAUGAAGCUUACUACAUAACCAAGGAGAUACUGAGCACAGAGACAACUCACCUCAAGGAUGUUGAAGUCAUUACCGUAUCACUACACGGAUCUCUGGGUAAGGUAGAAAGUCUUCAGGGAACCUCUGAACAGAGAAUGAAGGCUCUGUUUUCUAGCAUGGAGUCUGUUCACCAGUUUCAUCAAGUUUUUCUGCAGCAACUGGAAGAUGUGCUUACUCUUUGGGAGGGUCGAUCUGCACAUGCCAAGGACACCCAGAUAAUAGGUGAUUUCAUGCUUAGGAACAUGACAGCUUUAAGGGGACUUUUGCCAUCGUUGCAUAGACUGGAAGAGGUAUUCUUGGAAUUACAGAGAGACUCUCCAGGACAGCAAGAACUGGAAUCUCUUUUGCAAGAGUUUGAGCAGCAGAAAGUUUGCUAUUUGCCACUCAGCUGCCUCCUGCUGAAGCCCUUACAGCGCCCCCUUCAGUAUGAGAAACUGCUGGAGAGGCUAUGUCGUCAUUAUCCACCCUCACAUCAUGACUACAACAACUGCCAGCGAGCAUUGGGUGAAGCGAGUGUAGUGAGUUCAAGGCUCAGGCAUCGUCUGCUGCACUUGCAAAACCUGCAGAGACUAGACCAGUUGCAAAGAGAUCUGCUGGGAGGAGAGCAUCUUUCAUCUCCAGGCCGGGAAUUUAUUAGAGAGGGCUGUCUCUACAAACUGACGAAAAGCGGUUUGCAACAGCGCAUGUUCUAUCUUUUUUCAGAUAUGCUGUUAUAUACACGCAAGGGACUGAGCUGCACAAAUCAAUUUAGAGUUCAUGGCCGUCUCCCUCUCUUUGGGAUGUUGGCAGAGGAUAGUCAAAGCUCUGUCCCACACUGCUUUACAAUCUAUUCUGCACAGACAACUAUAGGAGUGGCUGCCAGCUCCCAACUGGAUAUGAGGUGUUGGUUGGAUGAUCUGAAUGCAGCUAUAAGCCGAGCUCCAAGAUACAGUGAAUUGUCUGCCCUGUCACUGCAGCAGCCAGUUCUUGUGUCCCCAGGACAAACUCAUCGUCCAAACACUCUGAGUCAUGUGUGCUGGUAUCGCAACCAAAGCGUCUCUCUUACUGACCACAUAACCAUGAUGGAGAACCAGCUCUCUGGUUACCUGCUUCGCAAAUUUAAAAACAGCAACGGGUGGCAGCGUUUGUGGGUGAUCUUUACCAACUUCUGCCUUUUCUUCUACAAAACACACCAGGAGGAUGCACCACUUGCCUCUCUGCCCCUUCUGGGUUACACUGUGAGUGUACCCUCAUUCUCAGACCCUGUUAGCUGUCAGCAUGUUUUUAAGCUGCACUUCAAAUCGCAUGUGUACUUCUUCAGAGCGGACAGCGAGUAUACAUGGAGGAGGUGGAUGGAAGUUAUCAGACGUGGUGUGAGUUUUCCUGGGAAGGUUGGUCACUUGACAGAGGAUGGCAACAUUUAAUAAAUAUUGACCGUUAUAAUCUUUUUCGUUGUAAUAAUAAAAAAAUAAAAUGAA
This is a messenger RNA of Bombina bombina (fire-bellied toad), 1659 nucleotides long. RefSeq names its product FERM, ARHGEF and pleckstrin domain-containing protein 2. NCBI's taxonomy places the organism in Eukaryota, Metazoa, Chordata, Amphibia, Anura, Bombinatoridae. The record is from RefSeq and is a predicted model, not a curated record. Gene Ontology annotation, molecular function: guanyl-nucleotide exchange factor activity. The transcript is spliced from 15 exons. Bases 1 to 1605 code for a protein of 534 amino acids.